AUCCAUCGGUGUUAUUGGGUCCGAAGGCAAUCGUUUGUCUCCGCCUUUGAGAAAAAGAUGUAAGAUUUCUGUCUGUAUUGUUAACUUGUUAGCAGAUUUUGAUAUGUUAUAAAGCUAAGGAGGAAACUUUCUCAAGUGUACGCAUUCUUUUAUCUCCGUCCAUACAUCGAUCGAAUCAGUGCAUCCAGUUGGCAAAAAACCUAACUGGAUUUUUUCCCACGGCUAUUCCUUCAAUAAUUAUGGAGAUCUUCCUCAUUUUUCUGCUAAAAUUGCAUAAAAUCGAAAAAUGGAAAACUCUGCCAAAUAAAAUACUAUAUACUUCAAAAUUUUACCUACUGUAAUGCUAUACAAGUGAUCUAAUUAUCCAAAAUUUCAACCGUCUAGCACGCUUCCUUUGGUAUUUAUAGCGUUUUCGAGUUUUCUACAGGUUUUCUUCUGUAAAACUUCUACGGAUGAGUAUAUAGUACAACUUUACCGACCCGGGCGUCCGCUGGAGAGUCAACAAGCUAGCGAGCGGUACUUAUUAAUUAAGGUGGAAAAUAUGGUACGCUCUCUUCGUAAAACUGAGGUCGAUCUUCAACAAAAUUUCCAGAUAUGAAAACUAUGCCCACUGACAUUGAAAUGACCGUAACUCUAUCAAGACUUUAUCAAAUCUCAGCGGAAUAUAUAUAAGUGUAUUUGUUUUUGGACAGAACAUCGAACUGCCAACUUAGUUUUAUAAGAACAUAUAUUAAUUAAGGUCUAACAAAUCUCGAGAUCCUUCGUAAAUUGGAUACAAGUCUUUCUAAAUUUUUAUCAUGAAGAACCAGUCAGAAGUUAUAGAAAGUUCUAUCGACUGGUAUACAACAGAAUUUUUUUCUCAUCUGUGUACAAUUGUUCUGGACCACUUCAACUUUAACUGCGGUGACUUAUCCUAAAACUUUCUUGCUGAAAAUUUUGUUUUCAUUAGCUAUAUAAGCAAGUGUCGGAAAAGUAAUGUUUUCAUAGACGAUCGACAUCGCUCUAUCGAAUGUAUGUCUCGGAUCUUUUUUUUGCGUAACUUCUUGUCUGAAAUUUUUUUUUCAAACGCUAUGCAAAUCACAUUGUAUCCAUCACAUGCAAGUCACAUCCAGUAACCCGAGAUAAAAAUAAAUACCCUAGAAAAAAUCGUAAAUUAUUAAUGAUAGAGUUUUAUAGAUGGACAUUCAUCAAUUCAAUAUUAUAUUCAACUAGACGGCAAUCACGCUAGCGAGAGUUGCGAAUGCGGUGCGACGCAGGAACAAGAAAAUGAAGGAUACGGCAACAGAGAACUCAGUUUUUUUGUCAAAUUAUGUACAGUAUUGUUCGCAGGAAAGAACUGAAUAAAGUGUAGAUUAGUCACGUGAACGAGUAAUUGUCUUUUUCUGCUACUGAUUCAUUAAACUUCAAAAUGUUUGUUGAGACACUCAAGUAUCACUCUGUAAAUAAAAGAAACAAGUUGAAUUUUGGCAUCAUCGUACACACUGCGUUAUUAUCUAUAACACAGUAAAGCGUCUAGUAGCGAAUCAUUACGUUAAUUAUUCGUUGAGCAUAGUCAUAAAGUGAAUCACACGAUAUGCAAACACUCUGCUUUAAAAGCGCUAGUAUGACUCAGAUUAAUUAUCCGUUUUUUUUGAAAAACUAUAAGUCCCAAACGUUCAAAACACCUUUUUUCAAGCCUUCUGGUUAAUGACUGAAUUAGUCACAAAGUCUCAAAAGAGGACAUUUACUAAUUCGGCCUAACAGCUCACUGUUCUCGUUUAAACUUUUAUGUUAGUCCUUCUAGUUUACGAGAAAAUCGUUACAGAAAAUGACAGUUUUGUAGCUUAGAAAGUAAACACGCAGUUUAUUACUAUAAUGCGGUAUGCUUCGCACCGCAUUAAAAAUCUCGGCUGAUUAUACUCUGAAUAUGCAUGUUAUUUAUUAUGCACGUAUGGAAUUGAGUUUAUCAUGGAAUUAUAUUCUGUACUUAAUGUUUGAAUGAAAAAUAGCGAUGACAGCCAACAGACGUUUAAACUCGAUUUAUUAUUACUUUUUCAAAUAGAAAAUAUCGAGUGAAACGAAUCGUUUUGCUCAGUACAAUAAUUACUUGUCGCCUUUUAUCUUUUUUUUUAAUAAACUGGAAUCAUUUCAAAAAUUUUUUAUUUUCUGUAUACUUAAUACUUCUGUUCAAAAUAAAAUUUUUGGCAGCUGUAAUCUAUUUCAAUGCUAACUAAAACGUUAUUUAUGUUGAAAAUCGAUACACCGAACAAUUUAACAAUGUAAAUUCGUCCUCAUACAGACAUAUCACGUGCCUCAGCUACUGAUAUAUCGUGUUUGAUGUUGCUCUAUGGACGCUAUGAUCUCUUUAGAUGAAUAUCUACUUCAGCUGAAAUUUCCUUUCAACUCCUUUCUCUUAUUUCUCUCGAAUUAUCUGAAUAAGUUAUACUGACCGACUAAUUUUCAUAUGUUUUUGUGACAAGGUAUUUUUAAGCGUGAUAUAUCACAAGUGGGUAUAUACUUUUUCAGGUGUUUUGACUUAUGACACUUAGUUAUAAGUGAAAAGUAAACAUAUAAAACAAAAAUAAAAAACGGAUAAAAACAAAGCACGCCUGCACAAUAUACAUUCUUUGUGGACACGAAGAAGGCAAUAAUUAUGAGUACUCUAGGUCUUUAUCAUCUUCCUCUGAAAUUAAGAUCCAUCCGCUUGUUAGAUACCUAGUCUUGUAUGACGAUAUGGGAAAUACUAAUUACUGUUACAAGAAAAUUAUUAAUGUUCUCAGAUUUUGCGUGUUGUCAGCUUUCUUUCUUGACUUAGUGGUAAGAACUGAUGUUUACGCUCUUCUAAAAUAAAUGUCUGCAACAUACUUGGUUUUUUUGUAUGAUCCUUCUCUCAAAGAACUUUCAUUCUUUUAAGUAAAUUAUAAUAAAUUUAAGUAAUAUUACAGGCGGAAGUAAGCAAUGUUGAUUACAAAAACGGCAUAAUGCUGUGUUUCAAAAUUAUAGAUGUGAAAUUUAAUUUUGUGAUAUCUAAUUUUGACGCUUUUCCCUAUUAAGCUUUUGUUAAUAUUAUAUAUAUUUAUUACUUUGGUUUUAAUUAUGUUUCUUUUAUAAAGUUUGAUGAUUUUUGACUUGACCUGUCUUUAAAAAACGCUAAAUAAAAUAAAAAGUCAUAAAAAUUGGUUAAAGCCAGACUUUUCUCUCAGCAACGGGCUUAAAGUCAUGCUUAUUACUGAAAACUUAGCAGAAAAUGAAACGUUUUCCUCCAGAGCUGAUAGUUAGUCGCCACGAUAGCCGUGUUGAGAACCUUACUCGAAUCGUAUUAAGAUUAGUAAGAUUUUGCUUACAUUCCGCUACGACCUUCAAGAAAUCUUACUAAGAUCGGGCGACCCAAAAAUUCUAAGAUUUAAUCAGAUUUUUCUACGGUGAUAGUAAGAUCUUACUAAGAAUUAUUCUUUUUUAGUACGAUUUAUUAAUGGUUGACUAAGUAUUUUGAAUACCUUGUUCAAGCAAGUACGAGCAACGUUGUGAAGAAAAAUGACACUGUAAAAAUUCAAUUAUAUAUUUUCGAUGCUAUUUAUAUAGAUGCAUGAGAGCAAAACAGAAGGAUGAAUAAAAAACUAAAGCAUCAUAUCUUAUUUAAAUUCUAGACAAGAUCUGAAAAUGUAUGAUGAUCAUACACGAUUUUAGUAAGAUAAUUUUAAGAAGUGUUCAAGAUUUUUACUAAGAUGUGUUUUAUCGAUCCAUUGUCCUUCGCGUUCUGUAUAAUCUUGAAAGGAGCAAUCUUGAAAAGAUUGAAAAAAGCAAUAUUAAUAGUAACAGCUGUUUCUUUUUAUCUAAAAUAAGCACACUAUUAUUCUCAUGUCGUUGUUAAGAUUCUGUGAUCGAUAUUUUUGAGUAACAGGAGCUCUUAUUAAAAUAAUAUUCUUAAAACAUGAAUUACCCGAUUAUUAUGCGCGGCACGCGUAAUUUUUCUGAAAAUAUAUCUCAUCCGACCCACAUUUUAAAAAGGUAUGUUCUAGAAUCUAUGCCAAAUGAAGAAGAUAUCAAUUCAAUAGAAAUAUUUUAAAUAAUAAAAAGAAGGCAAAAAUAAUCUUUUUUCAAAAUCCAGGCAUAGUUGCACGUGGUAGUGAGUGGGUAAGACUUCUGUUUUCUUAAAUGAAAGGAUACUUCAUAAUUUGCAUAUGGUAUGCGAGUUAAACAAACUGUUUAUCUUUUUUUACAAGCUUUUCUGUAUCAUCACGCAAACAAAAAUGGACCAAAAAAUUCAAUAUCUUUUUUUCUCUUUUCUCUUUCUCUUUCUCUCUCUCUCUUUGCAUUUUUGUACACAUAGUAUAUAAGUACGCGUUUUUUCAAAACGCAAUACACGCGCAUUCAAAUCAAACCCAUCUUCACAGCUAAUCGUAACGUCAAACAGUGAGUACCAUUAUUUGCAUGAAACAUGAUAGUGAGACAAAGUGAAAUAAUAAAGAAAAAACACAAGUGUUUUUUACCGAAAUCUUUGUUUGGAGCAAACAGUUUAUUAUACUGAAAAAACCUUUCUUAUUUUUAGAAUAAAAAAAAGAAGUUUUCUCGUUUAUGAUUCUAAAAGUCUCGUUAUCAACCCGAUAGAGUUUGAACUUAUAUCUUUAAAUACAAGUUCACAUAUUUUUAAUUUAUUUUAGACUGUUAUUUUUUCUUGUGGAAACAUCAUGCCAGACAUUCAAAAACUCAAAGGAACAUGGAAAUAUGAAGAUGGUGAAAAGUUUGAUGAUUUUUUAAGCGAACUUGGUAUUGGUUUAGCAUUACGUGUCUCAGCUAAAGCUGUUAAACCAACAAUUAUUAUAUCUCAAGAAGAUAAUGGUAAAUGGGUAUUUAAAUCUGAAUCAACGUUUAAAACACAAUCGUAUGAAUUUGAACCAAAUGUAGAAUUUUCUGAAACAAGACUUGAUGGUGAAGAAACAAAAUCAACAAUUCGUUUUACUGAUGAUGGUCAUUGGGUUCAUACAAGUCGCGAUAAAAAUGGAAAAGAAUCAACAGUUGAACGUUAUGUUGAUGAAAGUGAUCGACAACAAGUUGUUUGUACAUGUGGUAAAGCGAAAGCAACUCGCUGGUACAAACGAGCUUGGUAA
Messenger RNA from Didymodactylos carnosus, 5087 nucleotides. The record is from the annotation of a GenBank genome assembly. Lineage: Eukaryota; Metazoa; Rotifera; Eurotatoria; Philodinida; Philodinidae.